Striga hermonthica is the source of this 1305-nucleotide messenger RNA. NCBI's taxonomy places the organism in Eukaryota, Viridiplantae, Streptophyta, Magnoliopsida, Lamiales, Orobanchaceae. The record is from the annotation of a GenBank genome assembly.
AUGACCGCCGCUGCCAACUCCGGCGACCGCCGGAGCCCGAAAGAAAUCUUUUUCGAUGCCUCCGCUGGUGCCGCCGCGGGUGCUAUUGCAGCUACAUUUGUUUGUCCAUUGGAUGUGAUAAAGACCAGGCUUCAAGUCCAUGGCUUGCCUGAAAUGAACGCUUCUGGCACUCGAGGCAGUGUUAUUCUUGUCAGUCUGCAAAAUAUAAUCCGGAAUGAAGGUAUGAAGGGACUGUACCGUGGCCUCACGCCCACAUUGACAGCAUUACUUCCGAAUUGGGCGGUAUAUUUCACAGUUUACGGGCACCUGAAAGAACUGCUACAUUCAUAUGAGGGUAGGAAGGACCAGCUUACAAUUACAUCAAACAUGAUAGCUGCUGCAGGAGCUGGUGCUGCAACAUCCAUCACUACAAAUCCUUUGUGGGUUGUUAAGACAAGACUUCAAACACAAGGGAUGAGGCAAGGUGUGGUUCCUUACAAGAACAUAUUUUCUGCCUUGAGACGAAUAGCUCAUGAAGAAGGAUUUCGAGGAUGGUACAGUGGUCUUCUGCCUUCUCUCGCUGGAAUCAGUCACGUGGCUAUCCAAUUCCCGGCAUAUGAAAGAAUAAAAUUCUACUUAGCUAAACAAAAGAAUAAAAGCUGUAACGAGCUCAACCCUUGGGAAGUUGCUAUUGCCUCGUCUGUCUCGAAAUUAGUUGCUUCCGUGUCGACUUAUCCUCAUGAGGUUAUCCGUUCAAGGUUGCAAGAACAAGGUCAAGUACGAAACACAGAACUGCAAUAUGAAGGGGUGAUUGAUUGCAUAAAGAAGGUGUUGAGAAAGGAAGGUAUUCCCGGGUUUUAUCGUGGGUGUGCCACUAAUCUCUUGAGAACAACACCCUCUGCUGUAAUAACAUUCACCAGUUAUGAGAUGAUACACAAAUUCUUACUACGCAUAUCUCCCCCAGAGGAUAAGCCCAGCCCUAAAUCCGGAGGUGGAAAGGAAAAUGUGAGGCCUGGAGAAAAUAAUACGUUGCACGGAUCCGUAAACUCCUCUAACGAUAGAACUAAUCUUGUUGGAGAUGAUAAACUGGUUUUGGGGGACUGGCAUGACAUGAAGAGGGCAAAUAAUUCCUUCUCCCCUUUCAAGGAGUUCAUCGCAAAGAUGGAGAUGAAUGAAUUUGCCUGGAAAGGUUAUGCUUUUACGUGGGAUAACAGAAAAGAAGGUGAAGGCUAUGUCGAGGAGAAAAUGGACAUAGUCUUUGGGUCCCUAAGCUUCUUGGCGAAGUACUCUAAUGAAUUUGUCUCUAAUAUCUUCAGGAGAAAUUGA